This is a messenger RNA of Mytilus californianus (California mussel), 6295 nucleotides long. Its product is annotated as atlastin-2-like. Gene Ontology annotation, biological process: endoplasmic reticulum organization; protein homooligomerization. NCBI's taxonomy places the organism in Eukaryota, Metazoa, Mollusca, Bivalvia, Mytilida, Mytilidae. The transcript is spliced from 13 exons. Gene Ontology annotation, molecular function: GTP binding; GTPase activity. The coding region runs from base 93 to 1700 and encodes 535 amino acids. The record is from RefSeq and is a predicted model, not a curated record.
AAACGGAAGCUUCCGAAUUUCACAUAUUCUCUACUUUCACCUUUGAAGUUCACGGUUUUGAACUGCCAACAAACUUCUGAACAAGUAGCCAGAUGGAUCAUGAUAUUUUGGCACCAGUGUCUGCUCAGGGUGAGCAUUUAAAAGGUCAGCCUAUACAGAUUGUUGAAGCAGGAGAGCACACUUUUAAGCUAAACGAGGAAGCCUUAGAGAGAGUAUUAUUAAAUCCUGAUAUCCAGGACAAGAAAGUUGCUGUAGUAUCUGUGGCUGGGGCAUUUAGGAAAGGAAAGUCUUUUCUCCUAGAUUUCUUCCUUAGAUACCUAAAUGCAAAAGGUGAUCCAAAUUGGCUAGGAGAUGACGAAUCACCUUUAGAAGGAUUUUCUUGGAGAGGAGGAUCAGAAAGAGAAACAACAGGAAUAUUAUUAUGGAGUGAACCCUUUGUCUGUAAAACGUCUUCUGGAGAAGAGAUUGUUGUAUUACUUAUGGAUACCCAAGGAGCUUUUGACAGUGAGUCUACAGUUAGAGAUUGUGCCACUGUGUUCGCCCUAAGUACCAUGAUUAGUUCUGUACAGGUUUACAAUAUAACACAGAAUAUUCAAGAAGAUGAUUUGCAACAUUUACAGCUGUUUACUGAGUAUGGAAGACUUGCUCUAGAAGCAAACGAUAACAUAUCAAAACCAUUUCAGUGUUUAGAAUUUUUGGUGAGGGACUGGAGUUUUCCAUAUGAGGCAGAUUAUGGAGCUGCUGGAGGAAGAAAAAUACUUGAAAGAAGAUUGCAGAUUUCAGAUAAGCAACAUAAUGAGUUGCAACAAUUGAGAUCACACAUAAAAUCCUGUUUUGAAAAUAUUGGUUGUUUUUUAAUGCCACAUCCUGGUCUUAAAGUUGCCACAAAUCCAAAAUUUGAUGGAAGACUGAAAGAUAUUGAAUCAGAUUUUAAAGACAAACUUCAAAUAUUAGUGCCAUUGCUAUUGGAUGAAGAUAACUUGAAAAUAAAAGAAAUGAAUGGAUCAAAGAUAACCUGUAGAGAACUUGUAGAAUAUUUCAAGGCUUACAUCAAAAUUUAUCAAGGAGAAGAAUUACCAGAGCCCAAGUCUAUGUUGCUUGCAACAGCAGAGGCCAAUAAUCUAGCAGCUGUUUCAAGUUCAAAGAGUCGGUAUACCAAAGAAAUGGAAAAGAUAUGUGGUGGUGACAAACCUUACUUACAUCCAGAGCAGCUAGAACGAGAACAUAUAAGAUGCCUUACCAUUGCCAUGGAUUUGUUUGAUGCCACCAGGAAAAUGGGUGGGCAGGAAUUUAGUUCAAUCUAUAAAGAACAGUUACAGAAAGACAUUGAAGAGACAAAUGAUAAUUUUAAAAGUCAUAACGAAGGAAAAAAUAUUUUCAGUUCUGCACGGACUCCAGCCGUAUUGUUCUCUGUGAUGGCAAUUGCAUAUUUUUUAUCAGGAUUUUUCGGAAUUAUAGGAAUGGAAUCAUUUGCCAGCUUGAUGAAUUGGGCCCUUGGAAUUUUCUUGAUUCUGUUGAUAACAUGGAUAUAUUGUAGAUACAGUGGAGAUCAUGCAUCAAUAGGACAACAUAUUGACCAAGUUGCCAAUGUUAUUUGGGAUAAGGCGUUAUUUCAAAUUUAUACCCAAGCAGUACAGCAAGGUUUUAAACAGACAGCAAAACAAGCAGUACGACAGAAUUCAAGACCUAAAAGUGACUAAAAUUUGAACAGCUUGUUUUAUACAAUUCUUUAUACUGAUGUAAUAGAUGGUGAAUGGUUUUAUAAUGAUAACCGUUGAUUAAAUUUAUAGUACUAAUUUUGUCAGAAUACUCUCAGGUGUAUAAUUUCAUCAGUUUGAUAAAGAGAUAUUUUCACAAAGUAUCAUUCAAUUCAGUUACCAUUAUCAGAAUUUGUAUAUGAUUUCAGAAUCUUUUGAAAUGUGGAAUGAUAAGUUUUGUUGAGUAGUGAGGAUAUUUUCCAAUCUUUGAAGUUGUAUUUCAAAGAAAAACUAAACUAAGGAAAUAUCUCUACAACUUUAUAAUGAAAAGUUAUUGGGAUUGCUUAAAGAACAAAAAAAUUAUAAUAUGUAUAUAUUAUGGGUUGACUUUAAAAGGCAUUCUGACACUUCUAUUUUUUCUUCUUAAUAACCUCACCUACCAUAGCUUAAUUAUUUGUUAUAUAUGUUUAAAACAGCCUAAUUAUAGGGUUGAAAUAUGUGAUUUAAUUCAAAUUUUAUUUUUGUAAAUCACCUAUUCAUUGUCAUUUUUUGUUUCCUUGAAAUACAGACUUUUGUGUAUUUAAAUUGUAAAUAUUGAUUAUUGUUAUUUAUUUAGUAUGAAAAAAUCACUUAAAUUAGCCGAAUAUUUUCAUUUUCUCACAUGCAUCCCUCUGUAAAUGGAAAGUACAGAAUGAUGAAUCAAAAUCUGUUCUGGAUUAUUUGGUAACACUUAAUUCAUAUUGGAUAGUACUUAUUCAACAUGACUAGUAUUACUAGGUCAGAAUGAAAUUGGAAAAAUAAAUUAUUUAUGGCCAAGUAAAAAAUAGGUUGUGUUUCCUUUUACCAACCUGAGUAUGAAUAGGGUAGGUAGGAAGAUUUUAUUAUUCCAAAAUUUAUUCAUUUGAAUUUUUUUUUUUGUAGAUAUGAAAUGUGAACAUAUUGAUGUUUUUUUCUUUCUGACAGUAUAUCAGUUGUUGAAUUUCUUGGUAGUGUUUUUUUUUAUCAAAUAUAAUAUAUGGGAAAGUGUUGAACAUAAUAUUUUAUCUUUGAUAAUAACCUAAUUUCAGACAUUAGAUAUGAGAAAGUUUUGAGAACCAAAAACAGAUUAGAUAUGUCUGUUGAUUUUAUGUCAAACAUGCACAUGAUUCUUGUUUUAACAUUUUAUUUGGCUGUAUACUGUUCCAAGCCUUAACUAUUAUGUUUUCCUUUCAUAUUUUUACAGAUAUUUAUUUGAUAUUAUCGCCAGCAAACUCAUAUAAAGUGCUUAAAAACUCUCAGCUUAUAGCUUCAUGAUUUGGUGCUAUGAUUUGUGUGAAUAAUCAUAUAUAUUUCAGCAUUUAGAGAUUAAUAGUUAGAUAAUAAUUUUUUUAAACAUAGUGCAUCUCUUUCUCACAAACUAUAAGCAAUCGGUCAUCUAUAUUUGAUAUAUGGAAUGUACCAGUCUGUCUAGCAGGGUUCAUCUGACCCUGACCUCAUUUUAAUUGUUAACCAUAAAUAAAAGUUUACCGGUAUGUGGUACCUGUAGUAAAACUCUGAUCUUAAAGACUAAACAUGAAAUUCAGUCAUAAUCAGUAAAGCAGACAAGACUUUUCAGUGUGUGUCUUGAUAAAAAAAAACAUGACAUAUGUUUUAGAAUUUAUGUCAGAAUCCUUGCAGUUGCUGUUGAAUGGCCAUUACAGUUGAAAAAGAUAAACAUGUAUUGAGAAAAAUUCCCAUUGGUGUAAACAGUGAUUUUAUUUCAAUUUACAAUGAGAAUAAGUUAAAUAUUUGUAAUAACUUGGACAGAUUGGUUUUUUAUCAAGUUGCAUGGAUGAAAAAAAUUUGCCAGUAACGGUUAACCUACCCUUAUUAAGGUACUUAAAGGGCAAAUAAUAAUCAUGCCUCCUUUACCUUCAAUGAUCAAGUGCUAUUACUGUGAACACCAGUUAUCUGUUGUGCAAAUAUUUAGUGGAAAGAAAAUCUCACAUUAAUUUAUUUUCUCAGGUAGAUAUUACAACCACGACUGUUUAUUGCUCACUGUAUAUUGUAUAUAUAAGGUGCAUAUUAAUGUAAAUAAAAAGUAGGAAUUUAAUAAUUAAUAUGUAAACUGUUGACUUAAAACAUUGUUCAAAAUAGCAGAAAAGUCAUGUUUUAUGAACAAAUUAAUUUAACCAGUAAAUAGGAAGGAAAUCAUAAUUUGCAUAUUUCUAUCCAAUCAUUUUUGCUCUAACAUGGAGAUCUUGAAGAAAAAGUUUAUGUGUCAAACUCUUAAAUCUAUUUUCACCUAAAAGUACUAACACUCAGUUGAACAUAAAAUUUGAUGUGAUAUAUUUUAAUCUUCUUUAACUUAUUCAAUGGAUCAUCCAAUGUUUUUAGGUACCAUUACAUAACAUUUAGAAACAUUUAAAUUUUAAAACCUGCAUCAAAGGAGUGGAGUUCCUUAUCUGUCCUUCAUUUCUUCUUGAAAUUAAGGUAUUGAGGUUUAUAUGCAAAAUUGUAUCCUCUAUAAUAGGUGAUCUGUUGCAAAAUGUAUUGCAUUCCUUCAAUUGACAUGGAAAAGCCUUCAUUUGUUUUGUUGGGUAAUAUUCUAAAAAGUCUUACACAUCACUGUAAUUCAACUGACAACCAAUUUCACAUGUGAAUCAAAAUUACAAGAUGCCAAAAUUAAUAUUGAGGGUCUGGAUGGGGUAUUCAUCUCUUUAUUCUUUAUUUUUUUAGGCCUUAUUUCUCUCUUCUUUAUAAUAUUUUGCUCAUUACUUGUAUUUUCUGUUCUUUAUAUUUUAUCACUCCAUUAUUCUCUAUUCCUGAUUUUUUUUUUUAAAUAUUCUUAAAUUUUUAUUUCCUGUUCUUCUCUUUUUAUUUACCUAUUACCGGUAUUCUCAAUUUUGUAAAUCCCGUCUAGAUCCUCUUAUGAUACACCAUAUUCACUUUUGGUAAAUUUAUUUUUAAACAGUUGAACCAGUGAAAUACAUGAAUUUUUUUUUUUUCCUUUAGCUUAAGUAUGGAUGUAUGUAAUAGUAGGAAACAUUAUUUGUCUAAAUCUGCUUUUCUAUUGGAAUAAAUGGGCAUCUUAAUAUUUUUUAUUUUUACAAAUGUAUUCUUUUGCAGUGUAUUUGAUUUAAAAUUGCUUGUAUUCUUAUAUCUCGAUUUAUUUGUACACUGCAACCUAUAAUAUAUGUGUUCUUUGAAUUGAGGACUUGAAUGGAAAAUUUAUUGGUGAAUCUAUGUAAAAUGUCAGACAAUUUGUAAGCUUCCAAACCAUGUACCACGUUGAAGACCCAUUGGUAACCUUGGGCUGUUUUCUGCCCUUUGGUCAGGUUGUUGUCUCUUUGACACACUCCCUGUUUCCAUUCUCUACUCUACCAUUCAUUUAUCAUUCUAACAUGGGCAGUUGGCUUACCGAUAGUAAUAUAAUGAAACAUUGAAUUGUCAUACAUCUAUAGAUUUUAAAAUAUUUAUGUAUGAAAUUAUUUAAAAUAAAAUCAUAAAUAUAAUAAAUUUUUCAAGUUUAAAAUUUUGAGGAUUAAUAUUAGAAAUUGUCAAAGAAAUUUUGUAUUGCUACUCUAUUUUGUUUUUAAAAAAAAAACUAUAGACUUCAUAAGUGACAAAAUGAAAAAUUGUGGACUUGAUAGUUUUAAAAUUGGGCUGGUAUCUACCUUUAAAAUUAUGCAAGUAAAAUACUCUCAAAUGCAAGUUCAAAAAGUAUAGGGCAAAUAUAUAUAUUUGUAAAAUUUCGUAGUGAUCUGCUUUUUUGGUUAAGCAAACAAGAUUGCAAUGGGUAAAAGGUUUUUUUUCCCAAGAAAUCAAGGAUUUGUAUAGACAAUAGAUAUUGUGAUCACAAAACAAAUCCUUGAAGAAGUAGAGAAAAAAAAUCUCUGACUGAAUAAACAUGUCGUGAUUUUGUUGUGUGUGUGUGUGUUUUUUUGGUUUUUUUUAUAUAAAUGAAGUAUUUUCUUUAGAUCCAAAAGGGAACCAAAAAAUAAGCUUAAAAAAUUUACAAGAGAGCAAAUAUCAUAAGUACAAUGUAAUAUGAUAGUCAGAUGUAAAGAAAUAUUGCUAAUUCUGUAGGAUUGUGGUAAAUAAAAUUCUUCAUUUUGUUAAAAUUAAAUGAAAAACAUAACCAUGAAAGAAUAUUCUUGAUUCUGAUUUUCUGAGUCUUAAUUUAUUGGUUAAACCAAUUAAUGCUACUUUUCUACUGAUUGAAAAUUCAAAAUGGCCUCAGUAAUGGAUAAAUUGUGUUAAGCUUGUACCCUGAUGCUUGUUUUUUGGGAAAAAAUUACGCAUGAUCAGUAACAAGCUCAUGUAAAACAACAAUACUACCCAAACCUAUGUGUGGUAUUGUAUCGUAUUAGUGAAGUGGUUUGUGUAGAUGAUAGAUGACAAGAUCCUUGUCAAUAAGGUUGACUAAUGUUGAGAACAAUGUUUAGACACUUAAGAAUCAUAGAUUUAUAUGUUGUGCAGAAAAGAGGUCAUUUAAUUGUAUAUGUAAAUGAGGUUAAUUUAUUGACAGGGUUCUUACCUACCCAAAUUAAUUUGUAAUGACCAUGUUUUUCAUAUUUUAAUUAUAUGUAUAUUUGCAUGUUACAUUUUGAAGGAAAAUAAUAAAAAAUUAAAUUAAA